UGCUUUGUCCAGUAUGGCUCGUACUAAGCAGACAGCUCGCAAGUCUACCGGCGGCAAGGCUCCGCGAAAACAGCUCGCCACCAAGGCUGCUAGAAAGAGCGCCCCGGCUACCGGUGGCGUGAAAAAGCCCCAUCGUUACCGGCCCGGCACAGUGGCGCUGCGCGAGAUCCGCCGCUACCAGAAAUCAACAGAGCUACUUAUCCGCAAACUGCCAUUCCAGCGUCUGGUACGUGAGAUCGCGCAGGAUUUCAAAACUGACCUUCGCUUCCAGAGCUCAGCGGUGAUGGCGCUGCAGGAAGCCUGCGAGGCCUACCUGGUGGGCCUGUUUGAGGACACCAACCUGUGCGCCAUCCACGCCAAGAGAGUGACUAUUAUGCCCAAGGAUAUCCAGCUUGCGCGCCGCAUCCGUGGCGAGCGAGCGUAAACUGUCCUGCAGCAGGGCUUGUUUGCUUUCUCCCUCCCAAAGGCUCUUUUCAGAGCCA
Molecule: messenger RNA, 482 nt
Organism: Nycticebus coucang (slow loris)
Lineage: Eukaryota; Metazoa; Chordata; Mammalia; Primates; Lorisidae
Product: histone H3.1
Exons: 1
Coding region: 14-424 (136 amino acids)
Cellular component (GO): nucleosome
Molecular function (GO): structural constituent of chromatin; DNA binding; protein heterodimerization activity
Source: RefSeq, a predicted model, not a curated record